Molecule: messenger RNA, 910 nt
Organism: Galleria mellonella (greater wax moth)
Lineage: Eukaryota; Metazoa; Arthropoda; Insecta; Lepidoptera; Pyralidae
Gene: CRIF
Product: growth arrest and DNA damage-inducible proteins-interacting protein 1
Exons: 3
Coding region: 100-843 (247 amino acids)
Cellular component (GO): nucleus
Source: RefSeq, a predicted model, not a curated record
UUUUGUAGCAUUGGUUGGUACACUGAUAGAUCCAUAAAUGUCAAAAUAAUUAAAUAACCUAAAAAUAUUUUUCCAUAAAGUAGUUGCAAAUAAUUAACAAUGAAUUUGUGUGUAACAACGAAAUUUAUAAGAGCCAAUUUGGUUAAUAGUUUGCGCCGUUUUUCUACAACUUCUGAAGUUAUUGAACAAAAUGAUCAAGUGUUCUUAGACGAUAGCGACGAUGUGCAAGCUAGGGAGGCCGAGAUUGAGAAAAAAAGAAAUAUCUCUCGGCUGUCUAGUGCUCACUAUAACCUUGUAAAUGGCCGUCGACCAUACGAAACCCCUAAAAGUUUAGCACACUUGACUCUGAAAUACAAUAGAAAAGUAUAUGGAAAGUAUGGAAGCGCUAGUGGCGUCAAUCCAAGUCUAUGUUGGCCUACAAAGAAUGAGAUACAAGAAAAACUAGAAUAUGAAUCCGUAGCCUUCCCGUACACAAUCAAAGAGAUGAUAGAAACUGCCACACAAAAGAGAAAAGAAGAACAGUUGAAAAUAGAACAGAGGGAGAAAGAAUUAGCCAUCAAGUAUGAGAAGUUGGAUCAGUGGAAGAAAGAGCUUAAAGAUAAGUUAGCAAAGAAGGUUGCUGAAGCACAAGCAGCCAAGGAAAAGAAAGAGCGUCUUGUGGAAGAGGUUCGAAGGCACUUUGGAUUUAAACUUGACCCUCGUGAUGAGAGGUUCCAGGAAAUGUUGGCCAAGAGGGAGAAAGAACAGAGGAAACUUGAGAAGCAAGCCCGUAAAGAAGCUAAAGAUAAAAUGUUGCUUGCAAAAUUACAACAGAAAAAUGCUGAAAUACAAACAAAUAAGUAGUAAUUAAUUGUAUAAUUUAUAUAAUUGUUAGAUAAUAUAGUGUAUAAAUAAAGAUGUUAAUACUUUU